CUUCCAUCUAAUUUCCCGAGCAAGUUUUGUUAUGAGGACGGAGCAUUGUUAUUGGCAUGCUGCACCGCACUGCCCUAGUUUAUCCAGGCGCAUCUUAGAGGGAUUUUCUUUGCCCCACAAAUGCGUUUUCAAGUACUGCAAAAGAUGAAGGCAGGACUAGCGGCGCUUAUUUUUGCGUGUUGUCUUUGUUGCGUCCGAGCGAAACCAUCGUCCCUGUCGUGUCCCGGCGGACAGUUCGCGUUAAAAGACCAGUGCGUUGUGUGCCAUCCCACCUGCAGCGAGUGCGAAGGCCAUGAGUUGUUCGAGUGCACCGCGUGUGGUUUAGACGAGGAUGGAAGGGAGCGUUUCCUGUACCAGGGCCACUGCCGAGCUCACUGCCCACGGGAGUUCUACUCAGAUCGAGAGCAGUAUACCUGCCUGCCCUGUGCAGCCAACUGUGAGAUCUGCGCUGAUGGCCACAUCUGUGCCAAGUGCAGGGAAGGAUAUAAGCUACAGAGUGGGCUCUGCCUAGCAGUGCCAUGCGGUGUGGGUCAGGUCCGGGAUCCAGACUCAGGAGAGUGCAUAGACUGUGAAGCUGGCUGCAAGUCCUGCUCUGCUGAUGACCCCGAGUUCUGUAACAGCUGCACUGAUGGCUACUUUCUCUACAAGCACCAGUGUCGUCGACACUGUCCCCAGAGGUGCUAUGAGGAGCGGAGCAGGGGUCUGUGUCUCAGCUGCCCAGAGCCCUGCCUGGACUGCUGGAGUGAGACGCUCUGCCUGGCCUGCCAACCGUCUCACUUCCUCCACAAUGGGGCCUGUGUGAAAGUGUGUCCCCAGGACACGUUCAGGGACACCAGAGGGGGCCGCUGUCAGCCCUGUCAUGCCUCCUGCUUAACCUGCCAUGGCCCAGGGGUGAGAGACUGCGACAGGUGCAGUGGCUGGUACCGGCCCGUUUAUGGGAAGUGCCCCGUCAUCAACUGCCCUGAGGGCCAGUACUUUGAUAGUGUGACUCGUGACUGCCAUUAUUGCGACACUUCCUGCAGGACAUGUUAUGGUCCAAAGGCACAGAACUGUUACAGCUGUGCUUCUGGGUACCUACUGGAGCAGCAGGAGUCUGUGUGUGUGCCGCACUGUCCUUUAGGCUUCUAUGCUAACAGCUCCAGUCAGCAGUGUGAGAGGUGCUCUGCUAACUGUCAGGCCUGUGAGAGUGCAGAGCAGUGUGUCACUUGUACAGCCGACACCUACCAGCUCUUCCUCUUCCAGGGCAGGUGCUGGUCCGAGUGCCCUGAUGGUUAUUUUGAGACGGAAGGUGGCACGUGUGAUCCUUGUGAUGACCUUUGUUUGACCUGUGAUGGGCGGAGGACACAGUGCCUUGCAUGUAGAGAGGGUCUGUUCCUGGAGAACAAGCUGUGCGUGCACAACUGCUCCGCGCGGAGCUACCCUUCCCAGGAUGGCGCCUGCCGCCGCUGCGGCCCCCACUGUGAUGUCUGCAGAGACAACAGCACAUGUUCUAGAUGCAGUUUCCUCUACCUGCUUUUGAACGGGGAGUGUAGAGCCAGCUGUCCAGAGGGUUUCUUUGAAGACCUGGACCAGGGUGUGUGCGUGCACUGCCAUUCGUCAUGCAGCACAUGCUCCGGGCCCCUCCCGGAUGACUGCGAGAGCUGCUCCACCCUCACCCCGAAGCUGUACGAGGGCACCUGCUCGGAGGAGUGCCCUGCCGGGACCUACUACCAAACCUCCAGCGCGGAAUGCCAGGAAUGUCACCAGACAUGUGCUCGGUGUGUGGGCCCCGAGCCCACCCAGUGCUUGCAGUGUGGCAAGGGCCUGGCUCAAGACCCAAACACCAUGAUGUGUGGGGUUACUGGGGACUCCAACUGCCCACCCAGAACCUUCCUCCACGACAACCAGUUCACAUGCCAGGCAUGCCAUCGCUACUGCCAGUCGUGUGAAGGCCCGGGGCCCGGAGACUGUCAGAUGUGUGCCCUGCCCCGAUACCUCCACAAUGACUCAUGUGUGACAGAUUGUCCACCUGGGACCUACAGUGCCCAUGAGGAAGCUGAUGGGGUUGAGCUGGGUUUCUGUAUGCCCUGUGAUCACGUGUGUGCCACAUGCUCUGGGGCUUCUCCCAAAGACUGCCUAAGCUGUGCACCGGGCCACUUGCACCUACUCUCUCAUCUCUGUGUUACCCACUGCCCCACAGGGUACUACAGUACAGGGGGGAGGUGUGAGAAGUGUGACCGUUCGUGUGAGCUGUGCUCAGGGCCGGGCCCUGACGCAUGCAGACUGUGUGUGCCUCCUUUGCUGGAGCUGCAUGGUACCAGGCUGUGCGUGGAGACCUGUCCCCAGCGCUUCUACCAGAGCGGCCCCGACUGCCGACAGUGCCACACCAGCUGCAAGACCUGCACAGAUAACACACCACAGGGUUGUGUGACAUGUGACUGGGGCAGUAUCCUGCAGGAUGGCGUAUGUUACCCUCGCUGUGAAGAAAGCUGCUUCUUCUCUCAGAAUGAGGCUUGUGAGCCCUGCGACGAGUCCUGCAGACACUGUUCAGGUGCUGGAGCAGAGAGCUGCCUGACCUGUCACGUGGGUUUCGGCCUGCACGCUUCAUCCAGCCGCUGUGUGGCCUGCUGCCGGGCGGGGGAAGGGUCCAGGAACUGCUGUCUGUGCGACUCGACUUCAGGUCUGUGUUUAGAGGCUCCUGUCCCAGAAGAUUGGCAGACUGAGGAUGAUGAGUUGAGGCGGAGGUCCCAGGCCUUCCACCACACCUCUGCAGGCCUGGCUGCCGCGCUGGCCCUGGCUGCCGCGCUGGCCCUGGCUGUCUUCGCUCUGGUGCAGGCACGUGCUCGGAAGCGGCUGUGCUGGAGGCACAGCUACGAAAGGCUAAGCGGCACCGCGGGAGGCGGGCCCGACCCGAGGCCCAUGCCCCACGGCGUGCCUGAGCCGGAGGACAGCGGUGACGAGGCCGACGUGGUGUACACCAGCCGGGACGGAUCCGUCUACCGCCGCUACGGCUUCAUUCAUGAGCCUGACACUGAGGAAGAGGAGGAAGUGAAUGAGAAUACAUACCUCAACAGAGCCUAGCUCGAGCAGUCUUUCUGCACAAGCACUGUCAGAACACUGAGGACUGGACCUGACUCUCUUGCAAGUUAAUGAAUCAGUCAAAUGUUCCGUCUUUAUAGUUUGCGUGUGCAUUGAAAACCUCUUGUUUUAAUAAGUAAACGUCCUGCGAAAAUGGCCUUUCAGAUAAUGUCAUUGUAAGGUAUUUACAAUAUGGAGCACCUGUGGCACAAUACCUAUUUUUACGUGUGAGAAUAUUUUUAGCUUUUUAAAUUUAAUUUUAUUUUUUUAGAAUGAAAGCAAACUCAUAGAACUUAAUAUUAAUUGGACUGCCUGUUGUAAAUAAGUGUUUUCAGUAAGUUACCUGAGAUGGCUGUAAUGAUUAAUAAAUGCUUUGAAUAUGACUGAA
Messenger RNA from Electrophorus electricus (electric eel), 3445 nucleotides. Its product is annotated as proprotein convertase subtilisin/kexin type 5. The record is from RefSeq and is a predicted model, not a curated record. Lineage: Eukaryota; Metazoa; Chordata; Actinopteri; Gymnotiformes; Gymnotidae.